GGUGCAGGUGAUUGCCCCACAGCAGCGUGAACCACGAACCUACCAGUCAGCGCUCUCACAGUAGGCGACGUUCAAGGGCCAGUCCCGUCCCGCUGUCCCGCUGUCCCGCUGUCCGAAUUUGGGAUUAUCCCCCCGAAAAAUGACUCUCUGACUUUAUGGAGCGUUUAUCAUGAGCGAGGAGCAGGGAUUCCGCUUCCGUCUGCCGUCCCGACAGAGAAUGACUCGCCGUGAUUGACGUGCCAUGGAGAUCCAGAAGAGGUUGUCUUCGUGCUGGCAGAGUUUCCUGGCGUGCUUCAAAAAGCCGCGCCGCUCUGCGGGUGACCCCGUGCGACAGGCGGCGCGGAACCCGGGGCCCGGCGACAACGCGGAGCCGGCCGCCGGCGGCAAGAGCUCCGCGCCCGCGGAGACAGCGGGGGACUAUUACAUCGCCCUGUACGAUUACUCGGCUCGCACUGAGGAGGACCUGAGCUUCCACGCCGGGGACAUCUUAGAGGCGCUGGACAAAAGCCCCGGUGAAUGGUGGUUUGCCCAAGCCGCCAGCGGGCUGUCGGCCUCCAAACAGGGAUACAUCCCUGCGAAUUAUGUGGCACCCGUCGAGAGCAUCAACGCUGAGCCAUGGUAUUUCCCCGAAACCAAGAGGCAGGAUGCGGAGAAGAUGCUACUGGCUGGAGGGAACCAGCAUGGUGCCUUCCUUAUCAGAAACUGUGAGAGUCAGAAAGGAGAGCUCUCCCUCUCAGUGGUGGACAGUGGGAGGGUGAAGCAUUACAAGCUGAAAAAAAUGGACAACGGUCAGUACUUUGUGUCGAAGACGAGAUGCUUUCAAACACUGAAGGAGUUGGUGGAACAUUACUCGAGACAGUCCGAUGGCCUCUGUGUGCGUCUGGGUGAGCCCUGCAAAAAGAUGGAGGCCCCACAGACUCAUGGUCUGUCCUACAACACAGUGGACCAAUGGGAGAUUGACCGCAACUCCAUCAAGCUCCUGAGGAAGCUGGGAGCGGGUCAGUUUGGUGAAGUGUUCGAGGGCAUUUGGAACGAAACCACAGCAGUCGCAGUGAAGACCCUCAAACCUGGUACCAUGGAUCCUGAGGACUUCCUGAGAGAGGCUCAAAUCAUGAAGAGGCUGCGGCAUGCCAAGCUGAUCCAGCUGUACGCCGUCUGCACCAUGGAGGAGCCCAUCUACAUCAUCACAGAGCUUAUGAAGAACGGCAGCCUGCUUGAGUACCUGCAGAAGGAUAACGGCAAAACGCUGCGGAUCUCUGACCAGAUUGAGAUGGCUGCGCAGGUGGCAUCAGGCAUGGCGUUCCUGGAGUUACAAAACUACAUCCACAGGGACCUGGCAGCCAGGAACGUACUGGUGGGCGAGAACAACAUCUGCAAGAUCGCCGACUUUGGCCUUGCCAGGGUUUUCAUGAAAGAGAAUGAGAGUGUGUACGAAGCCAAAGAGGGCACAAAGUUUCCUGUGAAGUGGACAGCUCCAGAGGCAAUCAAUGACAACAAGUUCACUAUAAAAUCUGAUGUCUGGUCCUUUGGAAUUUUGCUGUAUGAGAUCAUGACCUUUGGCCAGAUGCCUUACCCAGCCAUGAGCAACUACCAGGUGGUCCAGAAGAUUCCUCAGGGCUACAGGAUGACGUGCCCCCCCAACUGCCCCAAAGUCAUGUACGACAUCAUGAUAGACUGCUGGAAGGAGGAUGAACAGGACCGGCCCACGUUCGAGACCCUGCAGUGGAAGCUGGAAGACUUCUUCGACAUGGAUGUGACCUCGUAUGACGACGCCAGCCGUUAUUAGCACACUGACCAGUCUGUGACAGGCUCAAAAGAAAGGGAACCAAAAAAACCACUGUGCAAAAUCAAAUUCAUAUCAGUGAGAGCAUGGACUUAAACUGACAUAUUUAAGAAGUAACACAUUCAAAUGUAAUUUAAAAUUUUCUCUUGUUGAAGUCAAAGGAUGAUGUAAAAUGUUUGAUAUGCCGAUGAUAGAAUACUGUGACUGUAACUGACACAUGGUGAGGAUACUUUUACGACAGCAACAGUUGGUUGUGACACUACUGGUAUCGCUUUGUGUGACAACCGAAUGCACUUUCAGACAGGCCGUGUGCACGUUGAGCCUAACUCUUAAAGUAAGCAUUUGACUGGAGGAGGCCUCUUUCAGCUCAGGCUCUGCAUCUUGACCAACCAGUUCUUCUUGCACUCAGCAUAGCGCACAUUGUUUCCACCGGCUACCUGUCGGGCUUUACUGGAAGGCACCUGAGAGGAUGACAAGAUUUCACUUACCUUCUCAGUCUGCUUUGCCUUGUGUCUUGGAGCGAGUGGCAGGUGUUGUCAACUCGGCUCACUCCUGGUUGCAUAUGUACUGUGACUAUCCUAGUUGGUCUUUGUUAUUCCAAGGUAGGCAACUGUCUUUAGUCCUGGCAGCCCACUAGGAGCCCAUUAAAUAAAAACACAAUAUAAAUCACCUUCUUGACAAACUACUCCAAAAUGGCUUCACUCUAGAUUCCAUAACAUAACCAAACUUUUUCUCUUGAAGCUUCUCUUCAGGCUACAAGAGAACUGAACUGAGGGCACACUGCCAGGUUUGUAUGAAGUCCUGUAGGUUUAAUUGUUGGAGAAAAUCACAUCAACUUAAUGCCCACAAAUGAAUGCUAUCGCUACGUAGCCAAUUUUACUAUUCAUAGCUAUAAACUUAGCAGUCGAAAAAGAAAAAAGAAUUUGGCAUUGGACUUCACUCACCACAAUCGGUCAGGAUAGCAACACCAAUGGUCAACUCUCAUUUUACUAAAAUUUUUUCGCUGCUUUGCUUCUACUGAAGUUAGCAUCCUAACCAGCUAGCCCCAUCCCAUAACACCACUUUGCCACAGUGAGUCACAGUAGUGUCCAGUCUGCUCUGAUGGAGUCAUGACCACCUGCUGGGGGUGAGAAAACAAACGUCCCCACCAAUUAACAUUUUAAACAAAUAUUUAAAUGCUCAUUUCUAGAUUGUUUUUGUAUUUUACUAUAUUACUUCGGACGAGUGUACAUUAUUAUGAAGUUGACAUGAAUAAUGCAUUUUUUAAUUUUCACAACCAGCAGGCAGAGCAACAUAAGCAUUAAUUUUGAGUAGAAUUUGUGCUUUUAGCGUUGUUUUGGUUUUCCACUAAUCCCUGAGAGAAUUAUCCAACUGUUUACCUGCUAAAUGAUCCCACUGUAUUCAACAGCUGGGCUCUUACUUUGUCUGCAGUUUGGUGCUGGACAGGAAGUGCACAGUGGGGUUACCACCAGAUCCUCUGGCUGAUAAUUACGCUGAUGAGGCCAAUGCGUGACAUAAAUCUGUGAAGUUGUUGACCAUAAAAUCAAGAGGUAGAGCAAAAAGUCACUGAGGAGUCUGCAAUAAUUCUCUGUAGGUUCACCACUACACAACCCUACACGUAUGAAAUAUAGAGUAAAGCAACUCUAAGGGAUGUCACAAACUUUUAAACCCACAGUACAACAAUAUAACUCCAUCCAAAAGUCCAGAGCUAGGGAGCAGCUCCUACCACGUUACUGGCAGGCUAGCAAUUAUGUUUCAGAAAGGAUAUGCGUACCACUAAAUCCAUUCCCAACCAUUAAUAUUAUUAUGGUAUCGGUGUAUUUAUCCGUGUCCCCUCAACAUGUUUUGCGAUUUUAUGCUUUAUGUUGUUUAGCCUCUUGAUCGCUUUGGUUGCUAUCAGUUAGCGCAACAUUUAUGACAAACCAAAUGUUAAUCCAGUUCAAAAGAAACUGAGAAUUCGAUAAUCUAAUCUGUAAAUGAGCUAAUUAGAUUGAAAGUUUAGUUUGGAAUUGGAUGGAGAUACAUGAAUAUGCUAUUUAACGUUGUUGUAUGUUCAACAUCCCUUAAACAUGUUAAAGUUGUUUAACAUGAUGUUCUGUUAAAUUGUCGCACAAGUGCACAGCCACAUUUUGGUGGUCCUGGGCCUGGAUGUGACCCUAAUUCUACUACACCCAAAGCCUCAGCAUACUCACACCUGUCUGCUUGUAUAAUGUAGCAAAUUAUGUUAAAUGUGUUCUGUUUGUCAGUCACGAGGCACCCGCAGUUAAAUUUGUCAACGACUGAACUAUGUGACGCUGGACUUUAUCCCUCCUUUUUUUACUGAUUCUGUUGGAGGCGUAGUGCUGAUCUCGGGUCUGUGUCAGCAGAGACGGAACACCUCAUCAGAUGUUUAACACAUGAACGUUGAUGAUGAUGAUUUUGUCUUGUUUUUAGUGUCAUGAUCACAAUCCUGUUAAUUGUACAUUAAACCAUGCCAAUGUUUGUAUAUGAUCAUGCUUUAUUUUAAUGUAACAAUCUUUUUAUCCGCAACAAUUAAAAUGAAUUAUAUUGUA
Messenger RNA from Scophthalmus maximus (turbot), 4335 nucleotides. RefSeq names its product fyn-related Src family tyrosine kinase (gene frk). Gene Ontology annotation, cellular component: extrinsic component of cytoplasmic side of plasma membrane. Gene Ontology annotation, molecular function: non-membrane spanning protein tyrosine kinase activity; signaling receptor binding; ATP binding. The transcript is spliced from 8 exons. NCBI's taxonomy places the organism in Eukaryota, Metazoa, Chordata, Actinopteri, Pleuronectiformes, Scophthalmidae. The record is from RefSeq and is a predicted model, not a curated record. The coding region runs from base 242 to 1786 and encodes 514 amino acids. Gene Ontology annotation, biological process: cell surface receptor protein tyrosine kinase signaling pathway; protein phosphorylation; innate immune response.